AUGCAUCUGGAAAAGGAAGACAACUACAUUACAGAUAAAAACAGGAUCGAAGGUGCGAACAAAUAUAUUUACACGAAAUUCCCCACAUUUGACCUUCACAAGAAAGUAAAAAAUUACAACAACAAGAUAUCCGAAUUGAUGACAGAAAAUGAAAAGUUAAAAAAGUAUAAAAGUAAUUUGGAGAAAAGAAUCAUAAGAGGUAACGAAAACUUUGAAGUCAAUUUUAUGAAGUAUGAGCUAGCCAUUUCGAAUGCCUUACGUAUUGGCUAUUCAUGCAUAUACCUGUGCAACGCACUAAGUAAAAUUGUAGACAGGUAUAAGGUAAGCGUCUUGAGGGAGCUACUCAGAAGAAGAGAUCAAUUUAAGAACAACCUCAUCAAAUCUUAUAUGAAUAAAAACUCGUACGAUAAGCUGUUCAUAAAUAGCAUGGUUAUGAAGAUAGAGGGGGUGUAUGAAAGGAACAGGCAUUUUGUCACUACCGUUUUGGUAAAUUUGGUGAAGAAUAAGUUGAGAGAUAUUUUUAAAUUGUUCGUCUGCAAUGUUUUGGGGAAUCCCACUGGGGGGGUCUACACCUUCAACUUCAACGGUUUGUCCUCAGGAAGGGAAAACUCAAACAGGGUAACAUCCUCCAGAAGGGGGAAUGGCCCCAAUGUGGAGCUGACCAUGGAUGAAAGAAUCCAAUACACAUCCGGGUUUAUAAAAUUAAUGGACGUUUUAAAAAGUAAAUUCUACGGAACUGUUAGAGUUUCCUUCAUCAGUCUGAAGAGGCAUAAUGAUGAGUACGAUUUGUAUGCACGUGGUGUGUGGAGGUCCUUCCCACUUAGCAAAAGGGAGAGCAUCCAGUUUGGCAGGAACAGUGAUGAUGCGAAAAAAGGUGCAACCCGAAAUUAUGUAAGGGAUAAGGGUAACAGUCGGAAUGAUAAACCAUUUAGGAGUUAUAACUCCUUGGUGGGUCAAAAAUUAAUUGCCAGAGGGGACAUCGAGGAUGAUCGGUCCAACUUACAAUUUGGCCGCUCAAGCAAUAGCAUCUAUUUGCCCCACCCGAGUGACGUCUACAAUUAUCUGUACUACCAGGAACUGCUAAACGUUAAGGAUAAGUUAUCAUCUAGGCUUAUGGAUGAUGAAAAUAGAGAUCUGGUAAACUAUAUUAAAUUUAUGGAGACAAACGGGGAAGUAUACUGUUUGAAGGGAAAUGGGAAGGACAGGGGUUCAUCGGUUGGGAAUGCAACCAACCGGAGCAGCGCUAUAGGGAACACGCCUAUACGAAGUUGGUUAGGGCAGGGUGAUAAUCGCCCACGCGGGAAGGUAAAUGAAAUAAUUCGCUCAUUCUCUGACCAAGUGGGCACAGCACCAAAUGAUGUCAACAUUGGUUUGAACGAUCGGGGGGGUGAUGAUGUCUACAGGGGGAAAGUUGUAAAUUUUUCCUUAUUAGACGAAGGGGGUAAUCAAAAUGUAGAUAACAAUUUUUAUGAGCAUAAAAAAAAAGUCGAGUUUAAUCUAAGGGGGAAGGUAAAUUACAAGGACUCAGAAGGUUUGCGCAGAUAUGGAUCUUAUGGGGACGAAGCAAAUAUUCUGAACCGGUUAGGUGAAAAUGGGGACGGGGUUCAAUUCAUGGCUAGUGAGGGGGGGUACUCCCCACCACUGGAGGAGGGAGGAGUGGAUGGCGAGUAUUGUGCAACUGAUGGGGAUUACACAAGGGACGGAAACUUCAAAACGAUGGUUUCCUCCAGCGACAUGGGAAACAAUUCCAGGAGCAUAAUAUCGCAGGGCAGUGAAGAUACUGAGAAUGCACCGGAGGAUGAAACUUAUGAGGACAAUCCAGAUUCGUGUGAGCAAAGUAUUGUCAACAUAAGGAAAGGGCUGAGUAGAAUCCAGGACAAGAAUUUUAUAUGGCUUGUAGGGGAAGGCCCACCGGAUGAUCUGGAAGUCAACCCCAUGGGUCAGUACUACCUCGGGGAGGACGAGGGGUAUGGUAUGGACGUGGGGUGA
Plasmodium coatneyi is the source of this 1989-nucleotide messenger RNA. RefSeq lists its product as uncharacterized. NCBI's taxonomy places the organism in Eukaryota, Apicomplexa, Aconoidasida, Haemosporida, Plasmodiidae. Bases 1 to 1989 code for a protein of 662 amino acids. The record is from RefSeq and is a predicted model, not a curated record. The transcript has a single exon.